This is a messenger RNA of Phalaenopsis equestris, 1498 nucleotides long. RefSeq names its product putative amidase C869.01. NCBI's taxonomy places the organism in Eukaryota, Viridiplantae, Streptophyta, Magnoliopsida, Asparagales, Orchidaceae. The record is from RefSeq and is a predicted model, not a curated record.
AAAGGGAAAAAUAAAAGAAGCUAUCCCUUGGAGCAUUAAUGGCUCUCCUCCUUCCCGCUUUAUGUUUCUCCUUCCUCAUCCUUUCAGCCGGCGCCACCAACUUAGACUACGCCGAAGCUACCAUUGCAGACAUCCAAGCUUAUUUCAACGACGGCCGCCUAACCUCCAGGCAGCUCGUCGAAUACUACCUGAGCAGAAUACAAUCUCUCAAUCCCGACCUACACGCCGUCAUCGAGGUCAAUCCCGAUGCCCUCUGCGACGCAGAUCGCGCAGACCUGCAGCGCCGAUCCGGCGGCCGCCCCCGCGGUGGGCUCCAUGGCAUCCCUAUCCUUCUCAAGGACAGCAUCGCCACCCGCGACCGGCUCAACACCACAGCUGCCUCCCUUGCACUAAUUGGUUCCGUCGUCCCCCGCGACGCCGGAGUUGUCCGCCGCCUCCGCGAGGCCGGGGCCAUUAUUCUAGGCAAGGCAAGCAUGAGCGAGUGGGCUUACUUUCGGACCUUUUCGGCUCCCAACGGGUGGAGCCCUCGCGGAGGGCAGCCGCGAAACCCUUACGAACCGGAGGCGGAUCCAUGUGGUUCGAGCACCGGCUCUGCUAUCGCGGCGGCAGUAGGGAUGGCGGCGGCGACGCUGGGGACUGAUACGGCGGGGUCUAUCCUCUGCCCGUCGGCGGCGAACUCGGUGGUGGGGAUAAGCAGUAGGGCGGGAGUGGUACCUGUUUCGCUCAGACAGGACACUGUGGGACCCAUCUGCCGGACGGUGGCAGAUGCGGUGGCUGUGCUGGACGCGAUCGUUGGGUACGACGAGAGGGACUCGGAGUCGACGGCGGCGGCGGCGAGGUUCGUGCCGGAGGGCGGAUACCGGCAGUUCUUGAACUCCCAUUUUUAUUUUGGAAAUUGGGAUGAUUUGGAAAUUGCGAAUGCAAGCAUUAUAGUGGACAUGCUCAAAAGUGGGGAGAAAACGGCUCUCCAUGCUGAGUUUAAGCUCUCAAUCAACGCCUACCUCUCAGAACUUAAAGUCUCCCCAAUUAGAUCCCUUGCAGACGCCAUAGACUUCAACAACAAACACAGUGCUGAAGAAAAGAUACCGGAGUAUGGUCAGGAUAUCUUCUUGGCCGCCCAAAAGACAAACGGAUUGGGUAAAGUGGAGAAAAAGAUUCUGAAGAGAUUGGCCGAGUAUUCUGCUAAUGGAUUAGAGAAGUUAAUGAGGGAGAACAAGCUCGAUGGCUUCGUAACUCCGAACAGCCUAGCGGCUUCGAUCUUGUCCAUCGGUGGCUACCCAGGAAUUGUUGUCCCUGCUGGUUAUACAAACCAGGGCGUUCCAUUCGGCAUCUGCUUCGGCGGAUCUAAAGGUUUCGAACCGAAGCUCAUCGAAAUAGCUUACGCUUUCGAGCAGGCGACCAAGGUUAGGAAGCCGCCAUUGACGAGGUCGGUAGCAUGAUCGGUCCGUCUUUAGAGUUUUAAUGAUUGAGCAGAGAAUCUGAGGAAUAAGGACUUAUU